GCUGCAAGCCAGUCAAUCGCUGGGUCGGCCGCGCGAUCCCACCGCUGCUCUCAUUUUGGUUUCUGCACCCGUCCCGAAAGAACAUGCGUCAACUGCUUAGCACCCGUAACGUCAACAUCCCGGAAGACGUCAAGUUUUCGCUCGAGGGCCGCAAGGUCACCGUGACGGGCAAGCGCGGCACGGUCUCGCGCGACUUCUCGCACGUCACGCUCGACAUGCGCCGCAUCAACAAGACGACGCUCCGUGUCGACUUGUGGUUCGGCAACCGCAAGCAGCUCGCUUGCGUGCGCACGGUCUGCUCGCACAUCGAGAACAUGAUCACCGGUGUCACCGUCGGCUUCAAGUACAAGAUGCGCUUCGUGUAUGCCCAUUUCCCCAUCAACGUCACGUUCGAGAACAACACGGUCGAGAUCCGCAACUUUUUGGGUGAGAAGCGCGUGCGCAAGGUCACCUUGUCGGAGGGCGUCACCUACGUCCGCUCGGCGGACGUCAAGGACCAGAUCGAGCUUUCGGGUAUCGACCUCGCCAAGGUCUCGCAGGACUGCGCCAACAUCACGCAGUCGUGCCUCGUCAAGAACAAGGAUAUCCGUAAGUUCCUCGAUGGUAUCUACGUCUCGGAGAAGAGCAACAUCGAAGAAGUCGAGGCUUAAACGCCUUGCUGACGCUGUGUCAAGCAACGUCGUACUCCUCUUUAACGUGGCGUGCACGAGCUUAAAUACACUUUCGGGUCUACCUCCGUCACCGGGUUGAUGGUCAUUUGGGAAGACUUGCUCUUCCCACUGGCGUCUUCUGUCCGGGCGGGAUUUAUAGUGUCGCGAUGUGCCGAGCUCCUUCGACUCGGCAUGUUUCUGCAGUGUGAAUUCCGUCUUGUACCACCAACGCAAUAUCUCGCAUCAU
Molecule: messenger RNA, 897 nt
Organism: Saprolegnia parasitica CBS 223.65
Lineage: Eukaryota; Oomycota; Saprolegniomycetes; Saprolegniales; Saprolegniaceae
Product: 60S ribosomal protein L9
Exons: 1
Coding region: 84-650 (188 amino acids)
Biological process (GO): cytoplasmic translation
Cellular component (GO): cytosolic large ribosomal subunit; ribosome
Molecular function (GO): structural constituent of ribosome; rRNA binding
Source: RefSeq, a predicted model, not a curated record